Molecule: messenger RNA, 1327 nt
Organism: Rhinichthys klamathensis goyatoka
Lineage: Eukaryota; Metazoa; Chordata; Actinopteri; Cypriniformes; Leuciscidae
Gene: cbln13
Product: cerebellin 13
Exons: 4
Coding region: 268-969 (233 amino acids)
Molecular function (GO): protein binding
Source: RefSeq, a predicted model, not a curated record
AUGAAUAACUAUUGAAAUAAAAAAAAAUCCCUUGUCUCUGAACAAACCACUGAUUUCAAGCUGGGAAUCUUUCACAUCACAAUGCUCAGGAUUAUACAUUGAGGCAUUUUCCUAUAAAGAAUAUACCCAAAAGAAAAAAGAAUAGUGUGCAGAGUUGAUGUAUUGCUGCAAAAGUUAUUAUUUGUGACAUUUGAUCUUCUCACUUAAAUACACAUUAAUCUAAAGCUUUUCUGAGUCAGUGUUGCAAGUCCAAACAAUACAAGGGUCAUGUUUACUUUUACAGCAUCAUGUGGUUCAGUAUUGCCCCAAAACUGUGCAAAAUUCAACAUGCAACAUAAAAAUCAGCCAUACAAAGCUAUGAAGAUGAUGCUUUUAUUGCUUUGUGUUGGCGUCUCACUGGCACACGAUUUAACUACAUCAGCACAGCUAAAGGACAUUGAGGAAAGGCUGCGAGCCACAGAGGAAACACUGAAAGAACUGAAGAGAGAGAAUGAAGCUUUAAGGAUUUUCACAAAAGCCUCAAGUGAUACACUUGAAUCUAUCCAGGCAGAGAAUAAAGCCAAAAAGGUUGCCUUUUCAGCUGGACUUUUGGCAUCUGGAUCCCAAUCAUUUGGACCCUUUGAAACUCGGAAAACCCUGAUCUACCAAAAAAUUUUCACUAACACUGGAAAUGCAUAUGACUCCAACACUGGUACUUUCACAGCACCAGUGAAAGGAGUCUAUUUCUUCAGAUUUUAUGCUCAUGCUCACCCUUUUAAGAAAGUGGCAGUCAGUCUCCAUAAAAAUAAUCAAAUCCAAUGCUCUGUGUUUUUUCUGAAGCCUGAGACCAAUGCUAACGGCAGCAAUGGUGUUGUUCUCUCACUGGAAAAGGGUGAUGAAGUGAACACACAGCUGUGGGAGAACAGCUGGGUUUAUGAUGAUGAAAGCAGCUAUACCAGUUUCAGCGGUUUUCUGCUUUUCCCUUUGUGAGGUUCCACUUAAUUCAGAAUGGAAUGUGACAAAAAAUGUACUUGUGUCAUAAUGAUAAUAAUAAUAUUUGAGUGAUAUUUACAUUAAAGGAAGAGAACAUUGUGUGAUCCUAAACUCUUCUUGAAUUUUGAACAUAAAAAAUAAUCAUUAGCUUCUCUAAUGACAUCGAACUUGAAAACAUUUUAGAAAUUGUAUCUUUAUUCUUUUUGUUGACGAGUUUUCUUCAGCCCUUUUUUAAUGUAUCAGUAUGCAGUAAAUUCAUUUUAACAACCAUACAAAAAGCCAGUCAAUGUCAUUAUUUUACUAGUCUUGAUUAUGUAUAAAUACAUUUAUCAUACAAAUCCAGAUGUAACUGCAA